This is a messenger RNA of Verticillium dahliae VdLs.17, 4205 nucleotides long. RefSeq names its product BR serine/threonine-protein kinase. The coding region runs from base 1 to 3723 and encodes 1240 amino acids. Lineage: Eukaryota; Fungi; Ascomycota; Sordariomycetes; Glomerellales; Plectosphaerellaceae. Gene Ontology annotation, molecular function: ATP binding; protein serine/threonine kinase activity. Gene Ontology annotation, cellular component: cytoplasm. The transcript is spliced from 5 exons. The record is from RefSeq and is a predicted model, not a curated record. Gene Ontology annotation, biological process: protein phosphorylation; intracellular signal transduction.
AUGUCGGAAGCCGGGCGUCUCAAGUCGUCCGCGGCCGUUCGGCCUCCUCUGGGCGACGCUACCUAUCGGAUCAACAACAACUUGCCCAACACCUCGGCCAAGUCGCCCAAGUCUCAUGGCCCCGAAGCCAACGGUGCUCGAAUCGACCCCGUCGUGUCACUCAUUAAUCCUGACAUUGAGAUGCCGGAUGAACCUACUGUGUCCGAGCCGCAUGCUCCUGACGGAGGCCACAACUGUGCUGCACCGCCUCCGGGACCGCAACCGCGUCAUCCGCGAACGAGGGCCGUCCAAGAGACCGACCCUUCCAAGCGAGUCUCGCAAGCAUCUACUGCCCCUUCGAGCAAUCGAAGCAGCAAUUGCAGCUACAAGACCCAGGUUGGGCCUUGGCAGCUGGGCAAGACUUUGGGGAAGGGGUCAUCAGCACGCGUUCGACUAUGCCGACACCGCCUCUCCGGAGAGCUCGCUGCCGUCAAGAUUAUUCCGAAGAAGACGGCAUAUCUGAUUCAACACGGCAGCCUCGCCGCUCUCCACCAGUACGAUGAUAGUCUCCCGGACCGGAUCGACGGCGAGAUGCGUGUGCCAAUGUCCAUUGAGCGUGAAGUCGCCAUUCUCAAGCUUGUUGACCACCCCAACGUCAUGAAGGUGUAUGAUAUUUGGGAGAAUCGCUCUGAAAUCUAUCUGGUGCUUGAAUACGUCGACAAGGGUGACCUCUUCGACUACAUCAAUACCAAUGGGCGUCUCAACGAAGAGGCGGCCAUGUACUUUUUCCGACAGAUCAUGAGCGCCAUGCAGCAUUGCCACGCCUUCAACAUCUGUCAUCGCGACUUGAAACCCGAGAACAUCCUGCUGAACGCCGAAAAUCAGAUCAAGAUUGCAGACUUUGGCAUGGCUGCCUUGCAUCAAUCUGAAGGCCACCGUCUUGAAACUGCAUGUGGCAGUCCACACUAUGCUGCGCCUGAGCUGUUGAAGAACAAGCACUACCGCGGAGACAGGGCUGACGUAUGGUCGAUGGGUGUUAUUCUUUACGCCAUCCUGGCUGCUCGACUGCCUUUCGACGACCCCGACAUUCGCAUCCUCCUUGCAAGGACCAAAAAAGGGAUAUACGAGAUGCCCGAGUGUCUCAGCCCCGAAGCAAAGGACCUCAUCUGUCGCAUGCUCCAAGUCAAUCCAGACAUUCGAAUCAGUCUCAAAGACAUGUGGCGCCACCCUUUGAUUCGCAAGUACGAUUACCUUGACAAUUUUGGCACCAAAGCUGGGCAGCCACGAAACAUCCGUGAAGGUUUCGACUACACUCCUCUGAAGCCUCAGGAGGUCGACGACCAUCUAGUGAGACAAUUACGCUCGCUGUGGCAUAUGUUCUCCGAACAUCAGAUCAAGCUCAUGCUUCUCGAUUCAUCGAAAAAUGAUCAAAAACUCUUCUACUGGCUGCUCCAGCAGUAUCGACAGAAACAACUGGAAAACUUUCUUCCGGAAGUCUCCCAAUCGCCGAGCGACUAUCAUCACCUUCACCAGCCAGCCUGGAAGAAGCGUGUGUCAACCUGCGAGUUCACCCAGCCGCGAGCUCACGGCCUAGGCAGAAGCAUUUCCAAGUUUACUGUCAUCUCCAAUGUUCCUGACACCGACGUCGGCACGGUCAAGAGCUACGACCCGUACAACUCGAGUCGUCCCAUGCGUGCGAAUUCGCAAGUAAGCCAUGCCAGAAUUGUCGUGCACCGGAGAAAUCAACCCAGCAAGAGCUAUGCGCGAGAAGACACGUAUACCUCCCAGAUCACAAGGACGGGCACGCGCUCAACUGGUCGCCACACACGAGUCGACUCGCAGCGAACUGCUGUUAGCGGUCGCUUCCCGUCCUCACGAGGCUCCAUGGGUUCAGUGGCGAGCAGUCGGCAGGGAGGAUCUUAUAGCCGCUCAGCUUCGCGGCGCAAACGCAGAGUCGACUUUUCCCAGGCCAGGAACCCAUCGGUUGAUCAUCGCCGCGGGAAGCAGAGCGUUCGACGGGGAGCAAUGAGCAACGCCAGUAACUCUCUAGCACCACGUCAGUCAGAAUGGGCUUCUGAAAACGUCCUCAGUCCGCCGAAGCACCGCAAGGUUAUGGACCGGCCACGACCGAAGCCAAGACUGAAGAUAGUCAGGCCGCCUGAUCCACAUGCCAUGGUCAAUGAAGAGGUCCGCAAUUUCUCAAACAGCAUCGCAAAGGAUUGCGAUGAUGCGUUCAACAGUUCAGCCAUUGGAUCUGAUAUUAGCGAGCUGCCGCUUGAUGUGGGCUCGAAUGGACGACGGGCCUCGACGCCCUUGUCUUUCACGACCACUGGAGCUCCUUCGGUCUUCACGCCCACUGCACCAACCAUCACAAAUCAUCCUUGGGAUUCGCGACCGUUGCCGCCACUGCCGCCUCAGACUCCGGGUUCUCCAACUCCACAGGUAGAGUCUUCCCAGCAAGGACGAGAGGACCAAGCAGGUGGCUUCAACAGGAUUAUUGAACAGGUCAAUCGCCUUGCUCUACCAGUACUACUGCCCAAACACGACCGUAGAGUUGUUUCGGCCCCAACAUACGACAAAGGUCAUGAAAAGCUUGCUUCUAUCAGUGAGAAUGGGCGUGAAGUCCCUCCACAAAUCCAACACGUGGACAUUGAGAGAUCACGCAUCGUUUCUGCACCUCCUAGAACGCCUCGAGGUCGGGCAGAUGCCGACGGACUGGAUUACUUGUCUCGCGUGGGCGAAACGAUUCGAGUCGUCAACUCUCCCACAGCAACAAGCCCCGUGCCUGCACCACUCAAUGUACGAAAGAAGCAUUCACAUCAACCAGCUAGUGCGGUUGAAGGCGCCGGCCUGCGUCAAGUGUACAUGCACGGCGCGAUUCACGAUGAUGAACCUCCUGCGGGGCUGUCUGCGUCUCACAUCAGUUCACAUGGCGCGGAUUCUGUACGGAAGAAAAAGUCUUGGUUCAAGCGAUCUGCCAAGGAGGAUGAUCAGCGCGAGGCGAGCAUCCGCACCAAGCAGACUUCUAGCUCCCGUGAAACGACCGACACAAGGCCAUGUACUAUGGCUACUCAGUCGACCAUCGACUAUAGCACUGAAGCGACGUCGCCGUCUCGCCACCAUUCUGGACCACUCUCGCCGCCCCAGAAGAAGAAGUCGUUUGGACUAUUGUUCUGGAAGAGCAACAAGGCAGAGAACCGCAUGAGCAUCGCUGGGCCUGAUUACGAGGACUCGCCAUCACCCGAAUCUCGCAAGACGGGACGAAGCAAAGUCAGCCAACAUGGGGACCAAAGCAUCACGGAGUCAGACUCUGGGGUUAGAAAAAUUGAGGUGCAUCAGACAUGGCUCGCACGCCUGUUUGGUGUGAAGCCGGCGACAAGCCACAUGUGUCUUGUCGUGUCUCGCAAGCGUGCACGCCAAGAGCUCGCCAUCCUGCUGAAGGACUGGCGGCGAUAUGGAAUCCGCGACAUCCAGGUGGAUAAGGAGAGAAACGUUGUGUUCGCUCGCAUUGGGUCGAAGAACUACCUGAACAUCAAGGAAGUGUCUUUUGCCAUGGAGAUCAUGACGGUCAUCGAGCACGGCAAGCGAGGGUCCUUGAGCAUUGUGCGUUUUACGCAGGAACGAGGGGCCGCCAGCAGCUUUCAGAAGGUUGUGGACACGAUCAAGUCGGUAUUUGGAUCGCGUCACCUGCUGGUGACGGACAAGCGCAAGUCGAAGAUGAUGAUCAAGACGCUGAAUUCAUGAGAGUGAUGGGUAGGAUUGCGCAAAAGUGGUUCAGCACAUGUUGCAUUGGCGACAGGCGAUUGGCGUUGGCAUUCAUUAUUGCGGAGGCGUCCUGGAAGAACAACUCGGCCAGAGGGAUCUGGCUGACCAUGGGUAUUGUUUGCUGUUUCAUGCUGGUCAGGAUGGACAACCAUUCCUUUUUAUCAUUCUCUCCUUUGUUCUGCUUCACUGAAUUUUCUGUUUUGAUAUUCUUUCACAGGGUGGAGGGAGCGAGAGGAGGGCAAGCAGCAGGAGUGCCUGCUUGUCUGACAGUUAGGAAGAUGCCUCCUGUCAGCUUGAUAAGCGUCAGGGAUAGAUAAUGAGUGGGAGUUGGAUGUUCAAAGUCCUUGUACGACCUCUACUAUUGCAUUCUCUUUUACUUUUCGCCCACUCUUGUCUUCGCUGUCCAGACCAUCACACUGUGUACAGAGUUGUUAGCAGAAACACACAAGCUUGUUACCUCA